Pleurotus ostreatus (oyster mushroom) is the source of this 747-nucleotide messenger RNA. RefSeq lists its product as uncharacterized. Gene Ontology annotation, cellular component: core mediator complex; mediator complex. Bases 1 to 747 code for a protein of 248 amino acids. The transcript has 3 exons. Gene Ontology annotation, biological process: regulation of transcription by RNA polymerase II. NCBI's taxonomy places the organism in Eukaryota, Fungi, Basidiomycota, Agaricomycetes, Agaricales, Pleurotaceae. The record is from RefSeq and is a predicted model, not a curated record. Gene Ontology annotation, molecular function: transcription coregulator activity.
AUGUCUCAACCACCACCAUUCCCAUAUCUUCCGACCCCUCAGCCGACCCAUCAAUACGACUCAACAUCAUCAAUACUUCUGGCACCUCUGAACGAACUCGAGGCCAUCUCACAAGCGUUGUUCUUGUCUCUGGGGCCACCACAUACGAAACCGCCGCCGCCGCCGCCUCUAUCAGCCGUCCUUGCUUGCGAUGAAGCUAUAUCGUCCGCUAUCGAUGUUGCACGCCUGCAUCAGUUCAAGCAAGCCCGCAUAGAAGCUUUGACAGCCGAAAUCGCAGACAUGGAUGUACGGUGGAAGGAUAUUUGUAUGGAGUUAGAGCUCGGAAAGAGAGAUCUUGAGGUGUUGCUUGAAGAUAGCGAGGAGAGAAUCAAAGCCAUCGAGCAGGCCUCUUCUGCGAGCGUACCAUAUCCCGAACUGUUGGCUUAUGCCCAACGCCUGAGUGCAUUCACCGCAGCGCCUCCCAAUCUCCCAGACGACAACAGUAAUCUGUACGGACAGGAACCUCAACCCCUGUUCUUCCCCCCAUUCCCGAAUGAGGAGAAAAUGCGUCGAGGUCGUCUUAACGCUGAGGCACCGUUGGCAUUACUGGGCGAAGUGCAUUCAGUAGGAAAGGCACAAACCACGACACCUGGCCUACCUGAUAGCCAGUUACCCGGUCACGGCAUCAAUCCCUAUCGACGCGAGACGCGUCCGACAGCUCCACAGGCAACCUUCGACUUUGAUUUGGACCUCAACCCGGAUUUCUAG